CGUGUACGCACGUUUUCUGAUGUUUACAGUCGUCUCCAGGUGAUCUAGUUUGGUAUUGCGGUGAAUUUGGGCGACAGACUGAACACGCAGUACGGCGAACGUUUAAUUGGUAAUUCACUGUGUCAAUAUCCACAGUGUUGCGUACAUUAUCGAAAUAGCAUCAUUUUGAUUUGAACUUUUUUUGUUUGAAAAUCGCCCCCAAAUGUUGACACCUAUACGCAAGUGAAGGCGAUCGCAGGAGUUCUCAACUGUUAUGAUGCUGAUAUUGUAUUGUGGAGUUUAUAACACCUCUGAUUGUAAAUGCCGAAGACUUCAAAGCAAUACAACUUUAUAAAGAUUAGUCUGAUUAAAUCGUCUGUAGAUUUGCAGAAAUGCUGUCACUGGAUGACGAGAUAAGUGGUAUUCUGCACCAAACAGAAACAUUAAUUAUGCGCUUGAAGAAAAUCAGUGCAGAAGGCACCCCUAAGCUUGUAAAAAAAAUUGUUGCAGAACAGAAAUUUCUUGAAAGUUUAAAAAAUUACAGCAGUGAUGAGCAAGAGGUCCGACUGAAAAGUAGUAAUGUUCACCAUUUGGAGUCCGUAGUGGACGCUGCAGAGUCUUUUGAAAAUGUUCAGCACAUUCUGAGACCAUUCCAUUAUAAAACAAAGGGAGGUCAAAAGGCUAGUUUGGUUGUGGAUGUUGUGGCUGGUCUUGGGGCAGCGUGGGUGAAGGUGAUCGCUCGGAAAGCUCAGUCACUACAUAGAGUAUGGAUUGGUGCUGGUGAUUACGGAGAUCGUAAUGUCGUAGAUCAAGCCAGACAGUACAUUAAUGCAAGUAAACAACACCCUGUGCAUUUCAUUCCCCCUGUUGUUUAUUUCACUUUCUAUGGUGGGAUUACCAAACCAAUCGCAGACAAACUGAAACGACAGGGUGUUGUUGUGAAAGGUGAAAUUGUAGAUGUUGAUUCCAACAUCAAUUUUGAUGACAAGCCAGAAGAUGAUGAUGAUGUUAGUGAUGAAGAAACGAAGGAAAGUCUUUCAGUAUCACCAUCACGACAUAUUUCCAUGACAACCAAACAGGAAUGCAGUCACCUAAAUUUGGAUAUCACCACUUUAAUAGCGUUGGUGUCUGAGCUAACACAUGGAGGGUGUUGGUAUGAAUUCAAAGAGACUGUUUUGACUGACCAAGCAGUCCAAGAACAACAGGAUCCACUUAUUCCCAAACUAAAUGAAUAUUUAAAGGAUAAAGAUUUGUUUUCCUGUAAAACUGCUGUUAAAGCUUUCAAAACAAUUCUAUCAACCCUUGGUGGCAGAAAUGAACGACAGCGGGCAAGGAAAUUACUGGAGCAAUUAACAGUUGUUGAUGACGAACCUUCAAAACGAACAGAAGAACUGAAGAAGAGUGGACGCAUCAAACCCAGAUCCAAGAUUAUUUUUGGCACUGGUGACAGUAUUAGAGCUACCACAGUGACAGCAAACUCGUCUUUUGUACGAGCAGCUGCUGAUCAGGGAGUCAACUUUGAUGUUUUCAUUCAUCAACCAAGGGCGCUGACGGAAUCAAAGCAAGCAUCGGCUGUUCCUGUGACUCCACCCGCCGUAGUUACUAAAGAAUAAAACAGUGAAGUAACGAAAGUGUUGUAUUGGAUUAUAAGCUGCAUGAUUACAAAUCUUGGUGAAGUAACGUGUUUACCCAUAAUCCAUUACAUGCAGUAUUAGUUUAUGUACGGUACUUGAGGAUUAUUUAUUUUGCUCCAAUCAGCGCAUGAUGUGUGCGUAAGGUCAUCGUUUCACAGUCAUGCCUGAGAGGAUUUUGUUUAAUUGAAGUUGGUACAAAGACGAGAUUUGAUGUUACAAACCAACAUUUUCAUAUAUUA
Molecule: messenger RNA, 1852 nt
Organism: Saccoglossus kowalevskii
Lineage: Eukaryota; Metazoa; Hemichordata; Enteropneusta; Harrimaniidae
Product: UPF0415 protein C7orf25 homolog
Source: RefSeq, a predicted model, not a curated record